CGGCGGGAUGCGGCGGUGUCGGGGCGCGGGGCUGGCGGCGCUGGCCGCGCUGCUGCUCGUGGCUGCAGCCAGAGCCCAGGUCCAGCAGGAGCCACGGCUGGAGACCACCGAGAACACCGGCAUCAACAUCAGCUGCUCACAUCCCAAGAUACAAAGGACAGAAUUAAUCCAGUGGUACCGUCAGCUCCCGGGCCGAGGACCCGAACUGCUCGUGAGCGCUAACAAAGAGUCCAAAGAGCUGCCGGACAUUGCGGGCGGUCUGUGGGUGUCGGCAGAUCGCCGGAGCAGCGCGCUGUGGCUCCGGCGGCCCCGGCGCGGGGACGCGGCCGUGUAUUACUGCGCGCUGGGGGACACGGGCAGAGGAGCCGGGGCUGCGGCCGGGCACGAACCGCCGCGGGCGGGAGACACCGACAGAGACACCGGCAUUGACACCGACACCGGCAUUGACACCGAUAUUGGCACCGACAGAGACACCAACAGAGACACCGGCAUUGACACUGACUUCGCCAGAGACGCCGGCACCUACACAGCCAUCGGCACCGACACCGGCAGCUCUUGGAUUCACCGACCGCGUUCAGCCCCUCUUCUCAGCGCGGGUGCUCAUCUGAGGACAAAGCAUUGGGAGCUCAUGGGAAAACUACUUACCUGA
This is a messenger RNA of Corvus hawaiiensis (hawaiian crow), 649 nucleotides long. RefSeq lists its product as uncharacterized. The coding region runs from base 8 to 649 and encodes 213 amino acids. The record is from RefSeq and is a predicted model, not a curated record. Lineage: Eukaryota; Metazoa; Chordata; Aves; Passeriformes; Corvidae. Gene Ontology annotation, biological process: response to bacterium. The transcript is spliced from 3 exons.